Molecule: messenger RNA, 618 nt
Organism: Ipomoea triloba (trilobed morning glory)
Lineage: Eukaryota; Viridiplantae; Streptophyta; Magnoliopsida; Solanales; Convolvulaceae
Exons: 3
Coding region: 37-396 (119 amino acids)
Source: RefSeq, a predicted model, not a curated record
AAAUAAAAGUAAUUUAAAAUAACUCUUACUACUAAAAUGGCUAUUCCCUUGACCAUAGCUGAAAUUGCUUGCCGGAGUCUUGAUUUUCCGGUUACGCCGGCCACGCCUCCGAUCCAUCCCUCUCGGGUGUUCCUAAGACCGGUGCGCUGUACGCCGGUUCAGCAGCAGAUUGAUUUGGGAAUACAAUGCGAGCCUUGUGGUGGCAGAGGAUGGCUACUGUGUGAUUUUUGUAAAGGGCAGAAGACCAAUGUACAGUCUGAAACUAAUAAGAAGAUAUACCGGCGCUGUCCUUCUUGCAGGGCUAUUGGGUACCUUUUGUGUUGGAAGUGCAAAGUUUUCAAGUGUGUAACGUACCCAAACGCGGACGAUGGCCAGGAGCUGCAGCCCAGCAUGUAAUCCUCUGCAGAAGUGGGAUCUUGGGAUUGGAAAUGAUAGACUUACUCUUCAAAAACAAGGGACAUUUUCAAUUAUAAUUUCAAAUAUUUAACUCUAUUUUUGUUUCUUUUUGAGUUUUAGUAUUUACAAAAAGUAAAAUGCUAUGUUAUUCUAAAUUUUUAUUUUUAUUGUUGUAAUUUUGAUAGUAUAUGACUUCUUUGUACACUUAAUAAUUUUUUUCAA